This is a messenger RNA of Aureococcus anophagefferens, 948 nucleotides long. RefSeq lists its product as hypothetical. The record is from RefSeq and is a predicted model, not a curated record. The annotation marks the transcript as partial. NCBI's taxonomy places the organism in Eukaryota, Pelagophyceae, Pelagomonadales, Pelagomonadaceae. Gene Ontology annotation, molecular function: tubulin binding; tubulin-glutamic acid ligase activity. Gene Ontology annotation, biological process: microtubule cytoskeleton organization; protein polyglutamylation. Gene Ontology annotation, cellular component: cilium. The transcript is spliced from 2 exons.
AACGUGUAUUGGAUAGACGUGGCCAACAUUGCAGAACGGAUGAGCAAGCUCCGACCAUGGCAGCGAAUCAAUCACUUUCCUGGGAUGAGUAAUAUUGCUCGCAAGAAUCGGUUAGCGCAGAAUCUCGAGAAAAUGCGCCGCGAGUACCCAAAGGAGUACAGCUUCUACCCCCGAACAUGGGUUCUGCCUUUGGAACUUGCUGACUUUCGAGCCCAAUUUGAUUCUACUGGGCGAUCUUCACGGUUUUAUAUUGUCAAGCCAGACUCCGGGUGUCAAGGUCGUGGAAUUUUUCUAACUCAAAAUUUUGAUAGCAUUUCGCCAUUAGAACAAGUCGUUGCCCAACAUUACAUACGGAAGCCGUUCUUGAUUGAUGGAUUUAAGUUUGACUUGCGCUUGUAUGUACUCAUCACUAGCUGCAAACCUCUUCGCAUGUAUUUGUUUCACGAUGGACUUGUCAGGUUGUGUACUGAAGAAUAUUUAAAACCAAAUGCAGAGAACGUAGCGAUGCGCUGCAUGCACCUGACUAAUUACGCGAUCAAUAAGCACAACGAAAACUUUCAGAGCAAUGAAAAUGUAGACGCGGGCGAUGUUGGUUCGAAGCGCUCUUUGCGAUGGUUCAUGGAUUACAUUGCUGGUGAAAAAGGUCAGGUCAAGGCUGAUUCUCUUUGGCGCCGGAUGGGCACCAUGUCUGUAAAGGUGAUUAUUUCAAUUCUACCAACAUUGGUUCGCGAAUAUGAGUCAACUUUUUUCAGAGGGGCAGGAUCUCGAUGUUUUGAGGUUCUUGGUGUCGACAUUAUUGUCGACCAUGCUUUAAAGCCAUGGCUCGUGGAAGUUAAUCAUCUUCCGUCUUUUGCUACUGACUCACCACUAGACUUGGAUAUAAAGUCGCGAGUAAUUGAACAGACAAUGUCCAUUGUCAAAGCAAAGGCUAAUGACCGCUUCGUUUAU